This is a messenger RNA of Penicillium diatomitis, 1626 nucleotides long. RefSeq lists its product as uncharacterized. The transcript is spliced from 2 exons. The record is from RefSeq and is a predicted model, not a curated record. The coding region runs from base 1 to 1626 and encodes 541 amino acids. NCBI's taxonomy places the organism in Eukaryota, Fungi, Ascomycota, Eurotiomycetes, Eurotiales, Aspergillaceae.
AUGCAAUCUCCCGUGUACUCAUCGGGCAAUUGCUUGAUCUUCAUUCGACUCUGCUCUUCACGGAUACACUGUCCACGAUCCCUCCAACAAACGCGCUCGCUAUCUACCUUUCACACCAGCUGGUUCGAUAAGACCUUUGACCUGCCCGUGGGGAAUAAUGGCAGCAUAUCAAUACGCCUGACGCGAUCCCCAAGUUCUGGGCCUCAGGUCUUGAAACCGGGAUCGAAUGUCAUCAUGUACCUUCCGUCAGGUCCCCUUAGCCGGGAGUAUGCGACUUUUUCGCACGAUCAGGAACAGGAACGGAAGGAGGUGCUUCGGGAAACUGAUCCUGAAGCAAGCACAGGUGAUAACCGAUCAAUGAUAUAUACAUUCAAGGAUAGCAGUGACCUAUCCUUCCAACAAAUCCUAGCCGCGCAAACAUCUGCGACAGUGGUGACGGUGGAUUAUCGACUUGGCGUAUAUGUAUCCUCACAAGACGGCUCAGUGGAUCGAUCCCUUCAAGAUCAAGCUUCUCUGUCAUAUCAAGCAUCCAGCGAGAUAGAUACAGACACCUGUUCUUCCGUGCACUCGGCCAACAAAAUGAUCCAACCAUCCUUCUUUCAAUAUCCGACACCUAUUCACGACACUUUAUCCGCAUUCGACUGGAUACAAACCCAUCUCUCGCCCGCUCAACUGUGCAUCUACGGAUCUCAUAUCGGCGGAUCCCUCGCCUUGAUGCUCUCUCUCACGGAGGCGCAGUCCAUCAAAGCCGUGGCGACUCAUAUGCCGGUCUGCGACUGGACGAGUCUAGAUACGUACUGUACGACGCAACAGCCUGAUUCCGCAGAAACCCACGCUGAAGUCGGCACUAGCAUCGACUCGCACGCAGAAUCUCACCGAAUAAAGCGCGAUUCUUCCACAAAAAGAACUAAGAAGACCAAGUCUCAUUCUGCUGCAGUCACCCCGACAGAUUUAGUCCCGCUACUCAAGGCUCGUCGGUUGCUCUUUUCGUCCCCGGAGCGCUGCUUUGAUGCAUUUGCGUCGCCGGUGCUUUUUCUUCGCUCGGCGGGAAGAGAUGUCCCGCGUGUGUUCCCUGAGUACUUGACUGGGUCGGAGUAUCCUGUUCCCGUGCUGAAGAGCUCGAAAAACACAGUCACCAGGCUGGGUGACGGCGAUGAUUUACUUGUACUCGGUAACCUGUCCAUCCACGAGGCAAAUCAGGGAGGUGAUCUUGAUGCUGCAGAAUCAGAUCAACCGGCUGUUCGGCGACGAAAGGCAUUGUCGCGCUGGCCUCCUUAUGGAUUGGACUAUGGUGCUGGGGGUCGUGGAUGGGGCGGAGUAAGGGUUCGUAGGCUAGAGGUUACUCUGCCGUGGGUGCGGCUUGGUGUGGUAGAUCACGCAGGUAGUGGGAGUGGGAGUGACGGCGGAAGUGGAAAGGGAAGUGGAAGUGUACUUGCGGACCAGGGCGAGGAAAUGGUGUCUAUCAUGCGACGAGCUUGUUUCUUUGGAAAAGAAAAGGGGAUUGGGGAGAAAAGGGUGAUUCUGGAACGAGAGGCAGCGUCUAGCGCUGGGUCGGAGCUUGCGGAAGACGCUGGGCAAUGGUUUGGUCAUAUAUUCAGUGGGAAAAUUCGAGACGAUCUCGAGUAG